Caenorhabditis briggsae is the source of this 471-nucleotide messenger RNA. NCBI's taxonomy places the organism in Eukaryota, Metazoa, Nematoda, Chromadorea, Rhabditida, Rhabditidae. The record is from RefSeq and is a predicted model, not a curated record. The coding region runs from base 1 to 471 and encodes 156 amino acids. The transcript is spliced from 3 exons.
AUGUCCACUGUAAUUGCGGGUGUAGGAUUUUUCACAGCCCUCUGUAUCACAGUCAUUGCUCAUUGUGAGGAUCCUGAGCUCGCAGUUGUACAUGAGUGGGCAGAUACUGUCGCAUUCGCUGCUGGAUUAUUAUAUGCAUGGGCACAGGCGGUACUCACUUGGUCUUUGGUACCUCGAAUGUGCACUCUACGAGUGUGUGUUUUCAGAUUCAUGAUAGUUCUUGUAGAGAGUGUUGCUUUCGUUUUUUAUCGAUUUGUUAAAGACGAUGAAAAGUUAUCCCCUCCAUGGCUAUUGGAAGCCAGUCUAUGGAUUAUAGCAAUAUGUUUUCAUAUCUUCAUCAUCACUUUUUUUAUUGAACUGAGGUUUUCGUAUCUACACUCCCCAAAAGUCGCUUUCGUUCGAGCAGAAGAAACAGAUAGAGUACCAAUUUUACAGAGAAACGAGGAGGAUGAGAUGAAUAAUGACAGUUAA